Esox lucius (northern pike) is the source of this 2300-nucleotide messenger RNA. RefSeq names its product G protein-coupled receptor 137Ba (gene gpr137ba). The transcript has 7 exons. Gene Ontology annotation, biological process: positive regulation of TORC1 signaling; negative regulation of osteoclast differentiation; negative regulation of bone resorption. Gene Ontology annotation, cellular component: lysosomal membrane. The coding region runs from base 527 to 1702 and encodes 391 amino acids. NCBI's taxonomy places the organism in Eukaryota, Metazoa, Chordata, Actinopteri, Esociformes, Esocidae. The record is from RefSeq and is a predicted model, not a curated record.
AGAGCUCCGCCUCUAGCUUGUCGGCUGACAAACAGCUUAUUCUCCUCACAGAUCAUGUGCCUCAGUGUUCAGCCACUGGCUCCGUUCCUCUCCUCUCUCAUAGCUCUGCACUCGAGCAGGAAGUUAGGCGUGUUAUUCUUGUACCCUCUCUUCCUUGUCUUCAACAUUCACUCUCUGUUUUGUUCACUCUUACAGCCUGACACCCUCAUUCACUCCUUCACAACCUUUGUCUUGUACUUUUCUUUCUGUCAAUCACCACCCAACUUCUGUCCCUCCAGGCUGAAGAAAGACAGAGAACUGGAUCGGUGUGUUGUGAUUUUGUAGCAGGAAGAGUGAGACGAGGGAAAGGAGCACUGAGGGAGAGAGGAGGCAGCCACUACAGUGCAUCCAGAGAGGAGGAGAGGAGUGAAGGAGUGAGGAGGAGAGGGGAAGAGAGGCUCCUACUCUGUUUUCUUCCCUCUGAAAAAAGGAGUUCCAGGCAGAGGAGGGAGGGAGGACCAAGGGGAACAGGUAGAAGGCACCAGCCAUGGAGGCCGCCGUCAGGUAUCUGUCCUUACAUUUUGAGACAGGCCCCAACAUGUCCCUGCCUCUUCCCACACUGACCCCGGCCGUCCCCCACUACGUGAAGCUGGGCCUGACCGUGGUCUACACUGUAUUCUACUCCCUGCUCUUCCUCUUCGUAUACCUGCAGCUCUGGAUGGUCCUGCGCUACAAACACAAGCGCUUCAGCUACCAGACGGUGUUUCUCUUCCUGUGUCUAUUGUGGGCGGCCCUGCGAGCCGUUCUCUUCUCCUUCUACUUCAGGAACUUUGUUACGGCUAACAGCCUUGGACCACUCUCGUUCUGGCUCCUCUACUGCCUUCCUGUAUGUCUCCAGUUCUUCACCCUCAGCCUCAUGAACCUUUACUUUGCACAGGUUGUGUUCAAGGCUAAAUCUAAAUAUUCACCUCAGCUUCUGAACUACAGGUUCCCUCUCUACCUUCUCUUCCUGUUGGUCAGUGUGGUUUUCCUGGUGGUCAAUCUGACCUGUGCCCUGCUGGUGAGGAUGACCUCCGCUGAGGCUCAGACCCUGGUGCUGAUCAGAGUGGCCAUUAACGACAGCCUGUUUGUCCUGUGUGCCGUCUCUCUCUCCCUCUGCCUCUACAAGAUCGCUAAGAUGUCCUUGGCCAAUAUCUACCUGGAGAGCAAGGGGACAUCUGUGUGUCAGGUGACAGCUAUAGGAGCCACUGUGAUUCUCCUCUAUGCCUCCAGAGCCUGUUAUAAUCUGGUGGUGCUGGCCCUCACCAACAUCAAGACCAUCAACUCCUUUGACUACGACUGGUACAAUGUGUCUGACCAGGCAGAUCUGCGGUCGACAUUGGGGGACGCUGGCUACAUGGUGUUUGGGGUGAUACUCUUUGUCUGGGAGCUGCUGCCAACCUCACUGGUGGUCUUCUUCUUCCGGGUCAGACAGCCAGAACAGGACAGGAGUGGUUCUGGGCUCCCGGGACAUGUCUUCUCCUCCAGGGCCUACUUUUUUGACAACCCUCGUCGCUACGACAGCGAUGAUGACAUGGCAUGGAGCAUCAUCCCACAGAACCUACAUUCCAGUUUGACAGCAGACAGCUUUGACUGGGACAGACGAAGUGGCAGCAUCUCGGUGUAUAUAGGAGGGGAGGAGCCACAACAACCCCUGCCCUCAGAGGAACUCAACCACUACUGAAAACUUCCCAUUGGUUCUGAACACACAUCCAAGGCUCUCAUUGGCCUUGAAACGUAUUGAAGACCUUAUAUUCCUCUGUAACUCUUUUGCAAAGACUUUCUAUUGGCUCUAUGGCUUUUUUGCACAUCCCUACUGCUGACCUCACAUCUGAGGUCCUCAUAUCAAGACACAAGGGCUGGAAUUCCACCUGGUUUUUAUUGCCUUCUGUUUUCUACCCAAUACUCUGACAAAUAAACUCUUAAGUCAAAAAGUUGAGCACAUUCUCAAAAGGCCAGUACAGUAGGUAUUGAAAUUACAGUCCAUUUCAAGGACGUGAAAAACUUCCCAGAACAAAUUUGAUGUACAAAACCCUGACCUGAAUGCACUGUUUUUAAAAUGUAUCACUGUAUAGAAACCUACAAGUUAUAUGGAACAAUAAUUAAUAUACAGUAAUUGUACAUAUUUUGUUUAAUAUGUAUCCAUUUAUUUUUUCUUUCAACAAUUUGUAACAAGCAAGCAGCUGUGAUGUUUUCAAGGAUUAUAUGCAGUGGAUAUAAAAAAUCUACACAUCCCUGUUAAAAUGCCAGGUUCUUGUGAUGUAAAAGAAUGAGACAAAGAU